AUGGCUAACGAAUUGAGGCCCUGCCCGUGUGACAUUGGAGACAGGUUUGACUAUGGCGGCCGUGGGCAGGAAGUACAAAUUGAGCACAUCGGGGCUUAUGUUUCCAAACCCUCUGCCAGCACAGACAAAGCUGUGAUCGUGAUUCAUGAUAUAUUUGGAUGGCAACUCCCAAACACGAGAUACAUGGCUGAUAUGCUAACAGCCAAUGGAUACAUAGCCAUCUGCCCGGAUUUUUUUGUGGGACAAGAAGGGUGGAAACCUUCAAAUGACUGGGCUUCUUUCGAUGAUUGGCUGAAAACUCGACAGGCCAGCAAAAUAGACAAAGAAGUUGAUGUUGUCCUGAAGUAUCUAAAGGAGCAAUGUGGCGCGAAGGAGAUUGGUGCCAUUGGGUUCUGCUGGGGUGGAGCAGCAGUACAACAUCUGAUGCUGAAAAAUCCUCAUUUAAAGACGGGGGUGUCCCUCUAUGGAGUGAUCAGGUUCUUUGAUGACGGAUCCAAUUUGCUUCACCCCACCUUCUUCAUUUUUGCUGAAAAUGAUAAUUUCAUCCCACUAGAGCAAGUCACCGAUCUGGAGCAGAAGCUUAAACAAAACUGUAAAGUUGAUUAUGAAGUUAAAAUUUACCCUGGACAGACUCAUGGUUUUGUACACCGUAAAAGAGAAAAUAUCAAUCCUCAGGAUAAACCUUAUAUUGAGGAAGGAAGAAAGGAUAUGAUCAACUGGCUGAAUAAAUACAUGUAG
Cygnus atratus (black swan) is the source of this 738-nucleotide messenger RNA. Its product is annotated as carboxymethylenebutenolidase homolog. Gene Ontology annotation, molecular function: hydrolase activity. The record is from RefSeq and is a predicted model, not a curated record. Lineage: Eukaryota; Metazoa; Chordata; Aves; Anseriformes; Anatidae. The coding region runs from base 1 to 738 and encodes 245 amino acids. The transcript is spliced from 5 exons.